AUGAGCUAUAAUGGAUCGGCCAUGGUGGCCAUGGUCGGAAAAAACUGCGUGGCUAUUGCAGCUGAUCAACGUCUCGGUGCCCAAUUGAUGACAGUCUCUACUGACUUUCAAAAGAUAUUUCCAGCAACAGCGAAAAGCUAUAUUGGGCUCGCUGGCUUGGCUACUGACGUCCAAACCUUAUCCGAAAAAUUUCGGUUUAAGAUUAAUAUGUAUAAGUUACGUGAAGAACGUGAAAUUGAACCGCGCACUUUGUCACAUAUGGUAUCUUCAACAUUGUACGAAAGAAGGUUCGGUCCUUAUUUUGUUGAACCAGUAAUUGCUGGCCUUGACAAGAACAAUCAACCAUUUGUAUGUGCGAUGGAUCUGAUCGGUUGUGUUGAUAUUGCGCGAGAUUUUGUGGUGGCUGGGACGGCUUCUGACAGCUUGUUUGGAAUGUGUGAAUCUUUAUGGGAACCUGAUUUGGAACCGGAAGAUUUAUUUGAAACAAUUUCACAAGCAUUAUUAAAUGCUGUUGAUAGAGAUUGUCUAAGUGGUUGGGGUGCUGUUGUUCAUGUUAUAACUCCCGAGAGGGUGAUUACUCGUAAUCUUAAAGCCCGUAUGGACUAA
Messenger RNA from Cetraspora pellucida, 606 nucleotides. Lineage: Eukaryota; Fungi; Glomeromycota; Glomeromycetes; Diversisporales; Gigasporaceae. The record is from the annotation of a GenBank genome assembly.